This is a messenger RNA of Scomber japonicus (chub mackerel), 732 nucleotides long. RefSeq lists its product as uncharacterized. Lineage: Eukaryota; Metazoa; Chordata; Actinopteri; Scombriformes; Scombridae. The record is from RefSeq and is a predicted model, not a curated record. Bases 1 to 708 code for a protein of 235 amino acids. The transcript has 5 exons.
AUGCCAGGAACAAAGGUUAUAAAGCCUAAACCAGUGGAGGCGACAAGGAAAAGCAUCGAGAGAGCCAAACCGGUGAAGGAAAGAGAGACUAAAGGAGCAGAGAAUGAGCGUAAAGUGCCGGCUGUGCGUAAAAGCCGCGCGGCCAGUUGCCCCAGAUGCCCCCCCCAGCAGCAGCAGCAGCAGCAGCAGCAGCAGAGGGGCAGGUUAGGGGCCACAGGAGCCUCCAGAACCAACUGUGCCAGAAGAGCCAGGUCCAGCUCCACGGCUCCCAGACUGACAGGGACCGGGCCCAAAGCAAACCCGGACUGCAGGAAGGGGAGCAGCUCGGUGAGUCACGCCGCCGCGGUGAGCCUGAAGAGCGGGGAAGCAAGCAGCGGCUGCCCGGUGCAGAGAGAGCCGCGGAGCCUCCGAGCUGAAGCCAAGUAUGCAAACCAGAGCCACAAAGCGUUCACCGUCAUCCCCCCGAACCCCAAGAAGAGACGAGAGAUCCAGAGGAAGGCGGAGGCGGAGCUCGCCGCUCUGGAGGAGCUGCGGCUGAGCAGAGCGAUGGCCUACGUCUCUAUUAACCCCAGCAGUGUUGGUGGGUGUUUGAGUCUGGAGGAAGUGCGGCUGAAGCAGCAACAGGAAAUGAUGCGGGCCAGGAGCAGGAAACGGCUACAGGUGGUGAAGCAGCAGGUGUUGGAGCAAACGACCGUCCUGACCAGCUGAGCGUCUCCUUGUCUCCUUGUCCCC